This is a messenger RNA of Eleginops maclovinus (Patagonian blennie), 3058 nucleotides long. RefSeq names its product staufen double-stranded RNA binding protein 1 (gene stau1). Gene Ontology annotation, cellular component: plasma membrane; neuronal cell body; cytoplasmic stress granule. Gene Ontology annotation, biological process: germ cell development; intracellular mRNA localization; anterograde dendritic transport of messenger ribonucleoprotein complex. Bases 292 to 2379 code for a protein of 695 amino acids. The record is from RefSeq and is a predicted model, not a curated record. Gene Ontology annotation, molecular function: mRNA binding; double-stranded RNA binding. The transcript is spliced from 15 exons. Lineage: Eukaryota; Metazoa; Chordata; Actinopteri; Perciformes; Eleginopidae.
CAAGAUUGGGCCAUUCUCUUUAGUGUUUGCCCUGUUCUCCCAAUGUCCACCUCCUCACCGCCCGCUUUUUGAUACUAAAAUAACUUAGUCUGACUCUUGAAACCUGCCACUAACAAAAGCAAACGUUAGUGAAUCAACGUGUAUUAUGGAAUAAUUUAAAACCCGAACCAAAGGAGCAACGAGGCAGAGCUUACAUCCACACCUCCUCAAUCAACAGUUCCACUCUGGCAUUCAUCUUUUCUGCACUUCAAAGUUCUUAUCGUGACCUCGUCCUACUUUACCCAUACAAGGAUGUCCCAGCUCCAGUUUCAGUGUCCCUCAAGUCCCAUACCUGCUGCCUCUGCCCCACUGCAGCUGGGGCAGCCUCAGCCAGGCUACAGCAUCCCUUGUGCUGCCGGCACUCUGCCCUCAGAGAGCGCCGGCCAGCCCAUGAGGAGCUCCGCUCUCCCUGCUGGCUCAGCCACUCCCUACAAUAACACCUCAGUAUCUAACAUGGCAAACCCUAAAGAGAAGACCCCGAUGUGUUUGGUGAAUGAGUUAGCCCGUUUCAACAAGAUUCAACCUGAGUAUAAGCUGCUGUGUGAGCAAGGGCCAGCUCACUCAAAGAUUUUCUCAGUGAGGCUCACACUGGGAGAUCAGCACUGGGAGGCAGAGGGGACCAGCAUCAAGAAAGCCCAGCACUCAGCUGCUGAAUCUGCCCUCGCUGAGACAACACUUCCCAAACCUACCAUGAGGACGCCCCGCAACACAGGCAAGAACCCAGCAGAUGGUAUGACACAUACCAUGGAGUUAAAUGCACUAUGUAUGAAGCUUGGUAAAAAGCCUAUGUAUAAACCUAUCGACCCAUAUCCUGGGAUGAGACCACCAAACUUCAAUUACAACGUCCGGGCUCCAGGACCUUACCAGCGCCCUAUGCAACAGUAUUAUUACCCAUUUCCUCCAGUGGGACCAAUGUUAUACCACAUGGAGCUUUCCAUCGGAGGCCAGCAGUUUAUUGGAAAGGGACGCACGCGGCAGUUGGCCAAACAUGAAGCUGCUGCCAAGGCCCUGAAAGUUCUGCACCAAGAGCCAAUACUGCAAGAGUUACCAGAGAUGAAUGGAGAGCCUGAGGAGGAGAACCUCAACAAAUCAGAAAUCAGUCAAGUGUUUGAAAUUGCACUUAAACGCAACUUACCUGUCAACUUUGAGGUUUUAAAAGAAGACGGCCCUCCCCAUAUGAAGAGUUUUAUAGUGCGCGUAGCAGUCGGGGAGUUCAAUGGAGAGGGUGAAGGAAAGAGUAAAAAAAUUGCAAAGAAGCUCGCAGCAGCAGCGGUGCUAGGGGAGUUGAAAAGGCUGCCACAUAUACCCAGUGUGGAGAAGACGCUGCCACGCAUCAAAAAGAAAACCAAAUCCAUCAUCAAGCUGCAAACCAGCCCAGAAUAUGGCCAGGGAAUGAAUCCCAUCAGCCGCCUGGCUCAGAUCCAACAGGCCAAGAAGGAGAAGGAACCGGAGUAUAGCAUGGUGACGGAGAGGGGUCUGCCUCGGCGCCGGGAGUUCGUCAUGCAGGUGACGGUGUGCGGACAGACUGCAGAGGGAAUGGGGCCUAGUAAAAAAGUGGCCAAGAGGAAUGCAGCAGAGAAAAUGCUGGAGCUCUUGGGAUAUAAAGUGCCUCAGCCUCAGCCCCCUAAACCCGCUCUGAAAAUGGAUGAGAAGACCCCAGUGAAAAAACAAGGUGAUGGGCGCAAAGUGACCUUCUUCGAACCUGGCUCUGCAGAGGAGGCCACAUUGAUGACCAAGGAGGAGGACUUCCGCCUGCCUUACAUGAGCCACCAGCAGCUGCCUGCAGGUAUCCUGCCCAUGGUCCCUGAAGUGGCUCAGGCAGUCGGAGUCUGCCAAGCUUCCCAGGCCAAGGACUACAGUCGAGCUGCACCCAACCCAGGCAAGGCCACAAUCACUGCUAUGAUUGCCAACGAGCUGCUUUACGCAGGGACAUCCCCAACAGCUGAGACUAUCCUAAAGAACAAAAACAAUCUGAACCAACUGCCACACGGACCGCUCACCAGGCCUUCAGAGCAGCUCGGCUUUCUUGCAUCGGUGCAGAACCUGCAGGUGGAGUACAAAGAUUUUCCCAAAAACAACAAGAACGAGUUUGUGUCACUGAUUAACUGCUCCUCCCAGCCACCGCUCAUCAGUCAUGGGAUUGGGAAAGAUUUAGAAUCCUGUCAUGAUAUGGCUGCAUUGAAUAUAUUAAAGUUGCUCUCUGAGUUGGACCAGCAGACAAAUGAAAGGACAGGAAAUGGACCAAUCUCUCGGUGUGGCAAGCAGGAGAUGGAAGGUGACUUGCACCUGAAACAGGCUAACUCAAGCACAUUGCCUCAGACUCUGGACGGCACUGUUUAGAGGAUCAGUGGUCUGUAAAAGCACUAGAGAGAACUCCGACACUGUGUUCUUAGUUAUAGACGGCUACAGGAAGCUUCCGGUUCUGUAGACUCUAAACCAUCACUGUUCAUAUUCACCUUUCGAAAAUGUUAAACAAGAUCGAUAGGAAAAAAUAGGUCCCUCCCCUUGAUUUUGUUUAAUUUGUACACAGUAUUUAUUUUUUUGCUUUUAGAAAAAGUAGCUGCAUCCUAGCCAAUGAGUCUGGGGUUUAUUUGGUGGGGAAAAAAAGAAGCGACUAACUGUGAAUUCUGUUUUGUUUAGCCUAGAACUUGUUUCCUCUCUGUGAGAACUUUCUUAUUGUUUUAAAGUCUUUUACGUUUUAUCCCCCGCUGAGGUAGUUCAUUAAACUAGCUCUCGUAAAGGUCACAACCCCAUCUUUGUCUACGGUGCAGCUGGCGAACCUCUGUUGAUUUUCCUAGAGUGCUUUACAUCAACAACCACAAGUGAAGUGUUAUUGACAUUACCAUGUAGGGCUGGGAUGGACUUGUUACUAAAUGUAGCGUUUGAUGUAAUGUGACGUUGUCUCUGCUGUGUGUGGCAGCGAUGUUUCCCUGAUGCUUCCUUACUCUCCCGCGUCAACCUCUCCCCUCUCUCCGCUCCCCAUGGUAAUAAACUGAUGUGCUUACUUGCACAAAACUAA